UAACAAGCUAAAUUAAUGGCAGUUUUCGCUCAUCAUCUCCUUCUCUCUCUGCAAUUUCUCGCAGCAAAACCCUAACAAAACCCUCUCUUUCUCUCCUCUCUGAAUAUUGCAUUGCAGAAAAAAAAAUGGCAUUAGCAACACCAAAUCUAUUCUCCAACUGCCCUAAUUUUAAUUUUUCCCGCAAAAAAGCAGUUCCUCUCAUGUUUUCUCUCUCCACUUUCCGCCCUUCUUCUUCCUCCUCUCUCAGGAUUCUCCAAAUUAUCCCGAGAAAUAGUAGAAGAAUUAUUUGUUCUGCUGCUUCUGCAGCUGGAAGCUCUAGCUUCGACAGCGAAUCGAAUCCUUAUGAGGUGCUUGGAGUGAGCCCCAUCGAGGGCUUUGACAUGAUUAAGGCGGCCUAUACUAAAAAACGUAGAGAUGCUGAACGAAGAGGUGAUGAAGCCACUGCUGCCUUGUUAGAAAGGGCUUACGACAAGAUCAUGAUGGCACAACUAACUAAGAGGAAAAAAGGGGAGACAUUUGGUUCAUUUAAGGUUUCAAAGGAUGUUAAAUAUGCUGAUAAGCUGCCAGUGGUAUCAUGGGGACCCAGGUUCAGCAAGUCUGAUGUCAAAGAUAUGCGUAUAAAUAUGGCUAUAUCUGCUGUAUUUAUUGCUUGGAUUUACAUCACGCGCAUUGCUGAAUGGAAGCCAAUACAGUUUAUGGGUUUCGUGUUUGUGUAUCGGAUAUUUGAGAAGUUGAAAGCCUUUGAACCACCUGUGUCUCCAACGUUCACUGAAGAAGGUGAGGAUGAAGGACGGGGUUUACGCAUGGGGAAACGACUUCUUCGAUCUCUUUGUCUAGUGUUUGGUUGUAUUGGUGUUGCUUCCUUGGCAUUCACUGGUGUUUUAAACCUGAUCGAGUAUUCUGGCAAGUCCAUACCUGUUGCCCUUUACAAUAGCCAGGAACUAAUUGUCACAUGUGCUUCAGCCAUUCUUCUCUAUAUCAUGGCUUCCUUUUACAGAUGAUGAUUCAGUCUCAUAAACUUGGUAACAGAUUUUGUAUGUAUUCUGAAAGUUGUGAGUGGUGACUGCCAAUUUUGUCAACUACAUAUAUUCAUCCUUACCUUCUGUAUUAUUUGAGUACUUUGUGUAGUGUAGCUUGUCCACUAACUGUAAAUUAGUGAUGAAUUCUCUUUUGUUUGCCUGAUCACAUGCAUCAGGUAACCGAUAUUUUUUUUUUUAAUUAAUAGAGUACACUUGAUGCUUUCGAGAAACAGAAUGUGUGAGAUUACAUCCACUUUUGAGAUCGUGAUGGCAUUUUGUAACUGUAUUAAUAGAUUCAGACAUUCAGUGGUGCCUCAA
This is a messenger RNA of Beta vulgaris subsp. vulgaris (sugar beet), 1337 nucleotides long. RefSeq lists its product as hypothetical. The transcript is spliced from 10 exons. Lineage: Eukaryota; Viridiplantae; Streptophyta; Magnoliopsida; Caryophyllales; Amaranthaceae. The record is from RefSeq and is a predicted model, not a curated record. Bases 126 to 1001 code for a protein of 291 amino acids. Gene Ontology annotation, cellular component: chloroplast membrane.